AUGAUUGCAAAGUUUUUUUGUAUACUCAUUUCAGCCUUUCAAGUAAAGGGCUACUGCUCCACUGGAAAAUGUGAAAAGAUCUCUUUUGAUGAGCAACAAGACGCCUAUCAUGACAAAGAGCUUGUUGGCCAUGUCUUCCACAGUUCUGUCACUUCAAACUCACAGCAGUGCUUUCUGUGGUGUAUCAACGACUGUCGAUGUCUGUCGAUAAACUACAAGGUCAAGGACGACACCAAAUACUGCGAGUUGAACGAAGGCAGCCAUUUUAUCGAAAAGAACUCUCUGAAAAACAUCCACGGAAGCGUUUACUACGUACUGCGGAGAGAAUACUCCACUGAGGUACCAAACUUAAGUGUGUAAUAAAGUAUUUUGAACGCGAAUGGUUUUCAGUCCUCAUCUUGGCAUAAAAGUUCAUUUAUUUUAUGUUUUUAAAUUUCAUAUCGAGGAAGCUUCUACCUGACGAUAGAUUAUACAAAUCUGAAUCCUUUCAAUUAGAGGCACUGUUUUGCAAUGUAAUAUGCUUCCUCAUCCCGUCAAAACUUUCCUUUCUAAUUGAUGGAAAUGUUAUUCCCUAAAGUGUUUAAGAUGAAUGGUUUUCUUUUAAACCUAAAGUAACAGCUGUCAACCAAAACUUUGCAAAACUUCAAUUGAUCAUCGGGAAAAACCAAAAACUAGAAAAUCGAACUGAAAUAAAUAUAUAUUUCUCGAAGUGUGCAUUUCAAGUUCUUCUAUUACUCGGGUAUUGAAGGUAGAGAGAUUUCCUCUUUUAAAUUCCCAUGCCGGAAAGGAGAUGAAUGUUUCGAAUAAUGGAAAAUGAAAAUAAAAUCGAAGUUCAAAACUUCAAAGAAUUUCAGAAACGAAGAAAACUUCAACUUCAGGUACAUUAGCUUCUCACCUGCGAGGAUCAUUUUUUAACUUUCCACUCGUGUUAAAGGAGAAUGCAGUCGUUUUCAGCCGAUCAGAAGCGCGUAACUUCUUUUUCAUAUACAUUUUCAGGCUCUUAACCACAUCAUUCCUUGUGCUGAUGACUUCACGUGUGCCAACGGCUGCUGCAAGAACAAUCCGUGUCUUAAUAGAGGAACCUGUACUGAGAUCUGUCAACCCACAAGUGUUCGGUACAACUGUUCCUGUCCUGUACCGUUUGUUGGAAGACACUGCGAGAUUCAGCAGAAAAGAAGCUGUCAGGAUUACAAAGCAGCCGGAUCCACCGCCUCUGGAUUGUAUACAGUUAACGAUGACAAUAAUCAAACCUUCCAGGUGUUCUGUGAUUUUGACUCAGAGCCUGGGUUCGCUUGGAACCUGAUUGAGUCGUUUAGCCUAUCCAACAAACUUCGUUUUCAGGUAUUUGCUUUCUCUUUAAAUCUUCUCUAAAUAUGUACUACAUGAACGUAGGACGAAAGCGCAUUCAGCAGAAAGAUGUGAAAUACAUUCAAUAUCAUGUUGCUUCCAUGAGUUUUGUUUCAGAAGCGACAGUUUUGACUUCCUCACCAAUUCUACUUCCUCUACAGAAAAACAUCGUGUUUUACGAUGACUACCAAGCCAUCAGCGGUGAUGCCCCAAAUUGGCAGGCCUACCUUAUCAAACGACCCUACCUCCUUUGGCUCAGAGAUCACUCGACUCACUGGAGAGCUACUUGCCGAUACAACACAGAUGGUACCGUAUACACAGAUUACCUGAGAGCCUCGCUUGCAGACUUUGACAUCAUUAAAGACGUACCCACGGUGGUAAACAUCUGUCGACCUUACGAAUACGUCAACAUCCGGGGAAAUGAGUGUGUGAAUUGCACUGCAUUAACAGCGUAUAAAAAAGGCAGUUACCCUCUGCAUGUCGACUCUUAUUAUAUCAGUUUUUCCUGCAAUCUCGACGCAAGCAAGACGGCCGUACAUAGCGAGGACAACUUUGGACACUACGAUUCUACAAAUCCCAAAUUCCGUUGUACCUCAGACUCGAGUGAUACGACUCAGUUCUGGAUCGGAGGCAAAUAG
This is a messenger RNA of Pocillopora meandrina, 1985 nucleotides long. Lineage: Eukaryota; Metazoa; Cnidaria; Anthozoa; Scleractinia; Pocilloporidae. The record is from the annotation of a GenBank genome assembly.